Coffea arabica (coffee) is the source of this 1065-nucleotide messenger RNA. The record is from RefSeq and is a predicted model, not a curated record. NCBI's taxonomy places the organism in Eukaryota, Viridiplantae, Streptophyta, Magnoliopsida, Gentianales, Rubiaceae.
AUGGCUUAUGUAGGUGGGAAGAUUGAUUAUGUUGACCAGUGUGAUAUUGAUAAGAUGUCAGUGGAAGAAAUAGGAGAAAUGCUUAAGGAUUUGGCUCACAGGGAAACGUUUUUCUACUACUAUCUAGAACCCGGAAGGGAUUUAAAUACAGGUUUGAAAGAACUGAGGGGGGGCCGUGAUGUGAGCUUGUUUUGUAAGUAUGUAAUGACACAUAAGUUGAUGGAAAUUUACUGUGAUUCUAAUUCCCCGGUUGUACAAAACUAUAACUCAGAGUCUAAUAGAUCACAUGAACAGGAUGGAUGCUUGAUAGACUUAUUGGACAGGACUGGAGGAAUUGUUAGGGAGAAUAAUGUUGUGGUUAAGAAUGAUCCCAAACAAAGUAAAAAAGAGACUGUUAGAGAAAAUGAACAGAUUAACACUAGAGAGUUGCAUGGGGAGGCAACAAUUGUUGGAAAAUUUGGUCAAAAGGAGCAAGGUGACAAUAAUUAUGAUGGUGCUACGUUUGCUAAUUAUGGUGAAUAUGGCUAUGAUGAUUACCUUUUUGAUGUAUUUGUGGAAGAUCAAUCCAUAAAUGAAAGUCUAGAUAAUCAAGAGACAAAUGUGGGGAAAAAGAAAAGGAAUGGAGAUAGUGAAAAUGGUGGAGAUGUUGGAGAAGGGGAAUUCUUGAGUCUGUUUGAUGAGGAUAAUAUUAGUGAGGGCUUGAAUAGCUAUAUUGGUUCCUCGGAUGAUGAUGAAAAUAAUCCACAUGUAGAUGUUACAUAUACAGAUUAUAAACCUGACAAUGAAUGCAAAGACCUAGAACUCAAGUCUGUGGGUUCUACAGAUCUAGUUGUGAAGAGGAUGAAGCUCGAACAUUCUGCUGCGCGCAUGUAUGUGGAUAGAAUAAAGAGUAACCCAAAGAUGCCCCUUGGUGCAUUGAGGCAAAUAACUGAUGAAGAAUAUCAUGCUAAAAUUACCGAGUCCAAGGCAUAUAGAGCUAGGGUAAAAGCAUCACAAUUGAUACAGGGGUCCUUUGACAAGCAAUAUGCUAUAAAACGAGAAUAUGCAUUAGAAUUGGAGAAAUAG